AUGGAUUUUGAAAAUACAUCUUGGAUUUCACAACCAAAUUCAUGCAGGUGUUGUUUAUCCACUAAUGGUGUAUUGGAUCUAACUGAAAUGUAUAUAAGUGAUGCUGGACUGAAGGAAAAUUAUACCAGUAUUCUUCAUGAUUGUUUAGGUAUUACUCUGUCACAUAUAAACUCUUUGGGUGCCAGCAAGUACAUAUGUAAAUUAUGUGCAAAUCAAUUGGAAGAAAUUUCAAAAUUUCAUAAACAAGUGGUAAAAGCGGAAAAAUGCUAUAAACAUUAUUUGUAUCAUAGUAAAGAUGACGAAAAUAAAUCCCUAAAUAUAAAAGAAGACAGUAUAAACCAAGACAAAAUAUUUGAAGAACAUGAUUAUGAUUCCGACACACCUAUUGCAAAUUUGAAAAUUUUAACAAAUGAAGAUGAAUAUCAUAACACUGCGAGUAUAGACAAGAUAAAUGAAAAUGGAAAUAGAUUUACGAUUUGUGAUGAACAAAAAGAAAAUAAAGUUAUAUUCGGCUGUGUGGAAACUGAAAAGAACUCUAAAGGCUUACAAAUAGAAAAGUCAAAAAGUCAAAAACAAAUAUCUGAACGAAAACGAUUAAUAUUAACAUGUGGCACGAUACUCAAAGAAACAACAGCUUGCCCUUUUCGACACCACAAAAGCUGGUUUCAAUGCUUUUUUUGCUCUCAAGACUUUAUGGAAAUAGGGACAUUAAGGGAUCAUAAUUUACAAUUUCACACGAAUAUUGAUGAAGAAUUGAAAAAAAUAAAACGAUAUCCACGUUCAUUACAAAUUGAUAUAUCUAUAUUGGAAUGCCGGAGCUGCCAUCUGAAUCUGUCCGAUGUGGAUACGAUGAAAUGCCAUUUUUCUGAGAAACAUAACAAAGUAAUAUAUAAAGAAUGCAUAGCAGAUUAUAAAGUUGAUUCUAGUCCGUAUACAUGCCAUUUGUGUAAGAUGGAGUUUCAUGUUUUUAGAACUUUAACUACACAUCUAAAUGAGCAUUAUGCAAAUUGUAUAUGUGACGUGUGUGGGAAGUCUUUUCUCAAUACAAAACGUUUGAAAGUACACAAACGUACCCAUGAAAAUGGCAGCUAUCCAUGUACAGAAUGCGGAAAGAUACUGAAAACCAAAACAUCUAAAGCGAAUCACAUGGAAAGUGUUCAUUCGAAGAGAAUUAUCAAGUGCCAGAUAUGUUUUAAACCAAUGAAACAUUAUAAUGAUAGGAUAAAGCAUAUGUCUGAUGUACAUAAUAUUACACACAAGUUCAAAUGUCCAAUAUGCAAUCGGGAAUAUAAUAUAAAACAUUAUUUGGCGACUCACAUUCGUCAAACUCAUGGACUUAAAAAUAAAAAAUGCAUGGAAUGCGGUAUGGCAUUCAUAACUAAUCACGGCUUAAAAAAACAUAUGUUGAGGCAUACAGGGGAACGGCCAUUUUCUUGUAGUAUUUGUUGUAAAUCAUACGCAAGAAGUUAUACGUUGAGAGAACAUAUAAGGGUACAUGAAAAUGACAAACGUCUUGCAACUACACCG
Molecule: messenger RNA, 1527 nt
Organism: Brenthis ino (lesser marbled fritillary)
Lineage: Eukaryota; Metazoa; Arthropoda; Insecta; Lepidoptera; Nymphalidae
Source: the annotation of a GenBank genome assembly